Molecule: messenger RNA, 1066 nt
Organism: Pseudomyrmex gracilis
Lineage: Eukaryota; Metazoa; Arthropoda; Insecta; Hymenoptera; Formicidae
Product: barH-like 2 homeobox protein
Exons: 3
Coding region: 386-1066 (226 amino acids)
Biological process (GO): regulation of DNA-templated transcription
Molecular function (GO): DNA binding; DNA-binding transcription factor activity, RNA polymerase II-specific
Source: RefSeq, a predicted model, not a curated record
GUCUCCACCUCUCUCUUUCUUUCUCUCGUGUAUUUUGCCUCGCGUGCUAUCGUCGUGUCGACCACGGGAACGAGGGUGUAUAUUGGGGUUUCUAGACGCUUCCGGUUAGCCACGACGACGACCGUCGGUUGUCGACGCAGAACGACGCCGAGCGUCCGCGCGAUAGUAUGAAAGUCGGAUCUUCCUGUGACGCGAGUGUGUCGACGCGGUUUCCUGCGCGAAAUCGUCACGCCUGAUUGUUGUUGUUGUUGUUGUUGUUAUUAUUGUUGUUGUUGUUGUUGUUGUUGUCUCGUCGCUGCGGAUAUAUAGAAUUUCGAUUGAUAAUUGACGAUUGAUUCACGAACACGUCGUGGGUUUUAUCUCGCCGACGACGACGACGACGACGAUGAUGCAGGAGCACAAGUCUUUUCUGAUCAGGGACCUUCUGGGGGACGUGCUGGCCGAUCGAGUCCAAGAAGAGUCCGAGGACGAUUCGGCCGUACAUUCGGAUUCCGAGGACACCAUCGAUCCCGGAAGCAGUCCCUGCACGCGUCUUGGGAGUCCUCCGCCGGCUCUGUCGCCGUCGCCCGGUCCUGCGACCACGUCCGGCAAAUCCUGCGGAGUGACCGUAAACAGCGCGGCGCCGACCGGUAGGAAACCACGUAGACGACGUACCGCCUUCACCCACGCUCAAUUGGCUUACCUCGAGAGAAAAUUUCGUUGCCAGAAGUAUCUAAGCGUGGCGGAUCGCAGCGACGUCGCUGACGCGUUGUCGCUGUCGGAGACCCAAGUGAAGACCUGGUACCAAAAUAGAAGAACGAAAUGGAAGCGACAGAAUCAGCUGCGACUUGAGCAGCUGCGCCAUCAAGCCACCGUCGAGAAGGAUCUUCUGGUGCGUAGCGUGGGUCUGCAUCACGGCAACAUUGACGCUUAUUGUUCGCCUUACAACGCACAAACGCAGACCAGCGGCCAUCCGCCGCCGCCGCCGCCGCCGCCGGCACCGUCAACCGCGUCCACGGCGGCGUUUCUAUCGACGGCGGCCGCUCUGUUCCGAAACGUCACCUACGUUCACGGAUGUCCGCUCUAA